Molecule: messenger RNA, 286 nt
Organism: Oppiella nova
Lineage: Eukaryota; Metazoa; Arthropoda; Arachnida; Sarcoptiformes; Oppiidae
Source: the annotation of a GenBank genome assembly
CAUUAGUCUUUGCAAACAAAUCACAACUGAAUUGAAUUGAAUUCACAUUUUGUGGUCAAUUAAACGCCAAUUGAAUGGAAAUUAAGCUCAUUUUAUGAGUAAUUGUUUGCAUUUUAGACACAAUUGAAUGGAAUUCAAGAACAUUGUGUUCAACGCCGCCAGAGAUGGCAAACUCAGACGUCUUAAGCUGUUUCUGGACCACAGGCCCAAAGAGGAGGUGAAACUGAUAGUCUCUCUGCGGACUAACGGCGCGACCCCUCUGCUGAUUGCGGCCAGAAAUGGAUAC